Molecule: messenger RNA, 3654 nt
Organism: Necator americanus (New World hookworm)
Lineage: Eukaryota; Metazoa; Nematoda; Chromadorea; Rhabditida; Ancylostomatidae
Exons: 30
Coding region: 1-3654 (1217 amino acids)
Molecular function (GO): protein binding
Source: RefSeq, a predicted model, not a curated record
AUGUUGAUUCAUAGUCCAGCUGGAUUAGCGGUAACUAUCUUCAAGGCGAAUGACGUGAUGGCGUCUUAUUGUGCGGCCCGUCUUGGACCUCCUCCUUCUUUCCCCUCUACGAGCUGUAUGCAGGACAGUGACUGCGGUAGCAGCUCUGGUCUCGGAGGGAUGAAGACACAAGAAUUAGUUUCGGACGAAGGUGGUAGUUCAUCAUCUGAGCAGCCAGGAUUUUUCCCUCGUCCAAGCGUUCUUCCAUGUGGUCCACCAAUUAACGGUGUAACUGGUAUGACCGUACCAACGUGGGUGCAUCCGACUCCUCCAGGAGCACCCAACGAUCUAUUCGUACAUAUUCAAAUGGGAGAGACAUUGAAUAUUCUCGUUGGUAACGAUGUGCAGAACAUCACGGGCCCAGCCACUGUCCGUAUGGUUGGCGAAUGCGGUAUGUCUCCGUCAGCUCUUCCUAUUCAUGUACCGCCCGGACACGUGAUUCACCAAAUUGUUGACGAACAAGGAAUACUGCGGCAUCUGAUCCUCUCUCCCGAAACGCCGUCACCGCCGCGUUUCCCGCCGCCAAACGCCGCCAACUCGGGUUACAUGUCAUCGCGAAUCGCCUCAUCUCCUCCAUUGGCCGUCCCACCGUUUCAUCCCGCUCUUUACACGGUGAACCGUAAAUGGUCCCACAACGGAAAGCUAACGAUGCCCGAUCUAGUUCCAUCUGCUUCAUCGCGCAAUGAUGAACAGGAGACUGACAUCGACGGCGAAGAAUGGGACAAAGUGCGUGAAAUGUUGGGACGGAUCCUUGCCCCGCAAGUAGUGCGUGUUGGUCCAACCGAAGCGGACAUUGCUUGGCAACAACUGGAUACUUCAGAGGCUGCUGCUCCUGGAGGACCGUUUCCUCAAAUCGAUGCGUCCGAAUUCACCUAUCAAAUUGUGCUGUUUGAAAAUCAUGGACGGUUCGUCAGCACAUAUCGGUGUGAAACUGAAACGGGAAACAAGCUUCGUUUAUGCCAACUCCGCCCCAAUACUGACUACUAUGUGCAACUGAAGGCAUGUCUUGAAGAGCGUGGAUUGGUUGGCGAGCCAAGCCAACCGGUUUGCUUCAAGACUGCUCCCGGUCGACCCGAAGCGCCCUUAAUGUUUAGAUGCGUUGCUCGGGGGAUCGACCAUCUCGUUGUCGCUUGGCGACCGCCGAAUGACAAUGGUGCUGCUAUCGUUAACUAUACUGUUUACAUAAGCAAGCCCUCGGACGAUAUUGGCGAAAAGGUAUGGGAGGGAAGAUCUUGCGAAGCUCGGAUCACAAGUCUUCGACCCGCUACUUCGUAUAGGUUUCGAGUUACUGCAACGAAUAGAAUUGGUGAAAGCUCGGAGGCGGCGCCAAUAGUGGUGACCACUCGUAGCGAUUGCCCUCCUCCCGUCCCUCCUCCUCCGAACGUCGUAUCUGUAAAUGCGCGAUGCGUGAAACUUGCGUGGAGCAAUAAUCCAGAAUGCACAUAUACAGUUGAAAUGCAUGAUGUUGCGGCUGGACAAAACGCGAUCACUAUUGUGAAAGAUCAUGUCGCCGGUGCAAAUGCACAGAUUAUGGAUUUGAAGGCUGGCUCUGAGUAUCGUUUUCGUGUGAUCGCACACAACGCCGAAGGUGAUUCACCGCGAUCCGACUGGACAUACGUACGUAUGACUGGUCGAGGAACACCAGAUCGAGUUCUAGAACCCACGAAGCCGCUUGCUGUUGCUCGGGGACGCAACAAGUUUGAUGUAUCUUGGAAGUGUCCUGGAGCGAAGGAGCGAGAGUUUACAUACGUGCUAGAAGGCUCCACUGCGAAUCAUCCAACUCGUUUCCGAGUGCUAUAUCGUGGUCCUCUUAGUACUCACACGGUUACUGAUGAAGAUAUUGUUCAUUUGCGUGUGCAAUCUGUCAAUAGGAAAAAUGUUGCGAGUGAUUUUUCUGAGACAAUCACACUAGUUCGUGAACCGGAACUUGUCAUUACUAAACCAUCUCAGCUGCCAUCUCCUGUAAUUGAAGGGUGUGGAAAAGGCGCCGUACGUGUUUCAUGGGCGGUGCCAAAGAUGGUGAUUCCACCAACGGCCACCCUGAUGUUCGAAUUGCGUCGUAUUGAUGACAAGACCGAGAUAGUAUAUUCUGGAUCUGAACCGAAUUGCAGACUUGAGGGCUUGUCAAGUCGACAACACGUAGAAGUGCAAGUUCGUGCCGUUGUUGUUGCCCAGGAUGGCUCACGAUAUGAAGGUGACUGGAGUCCAGUAACAGGUGGAAAUGCUCCUCGUGACGCUCCAAAUACACCGACAGAACUAGCAAUUAACAAUGAAAGGACAAUGCUGACUUGGAAGGCUCCAGAAACAUCGCCCGACAUUCGUUAUCGAGUGCACUGCGGUCAAGUAAUGAGUGGGCAUGAAGUUGAGGAAACUAUUUGUGAGACAGGCGAAUGUCACUAUUCCUUAGCGCUCCUGGAACAUGCAAAACAGUUCACGUGCCGAGUAUCCGCAUUCCAUGACGGUGGUGAAUCGCCUCUUUCGCAGCCACUUGUCUUCACAACUCGCAGCGGUGCUCCUGCCCAGCCUGAUGGUGUCACCAUCGAAUCCGAUGGUACACGAGCACUUGUUCUUCGUUGGUCCGUUCCUGACUGUCGUGGAUCACCAAUUACACAAUAUCUGCUACGUGUAGAAACUAAGAGCGAGAUGGUUCGUGAAAUUUCCAUUGUCCCACCAUCAACUUCUGGACAAUGUGAAUACCGUAUCGCGGAUCUGCAAGCUGACACCGACUACAGAGUUGAACUGUCAGCAGAGAAUACAGUCGGUUGUGGUGUUGCAGCAGCAAUUACCGGACGUACCCGUCCGCCUCCACCGGAUCCGCCAAAGAUUGAAUGCGAAUGCGAAGCCACCAGCCUUCGCCUUCGAUGGAAACCAGCGUCAACACAUACCCUACUUACUUACAAAGUAGUACGACUCGGCGAUGGUGAAAAAAUGAUUUCGGUCUAUGAAGGUGACAUGUGCAGUACUCGUAUUAAAGGACUUACUGAGAACACCGAAUAUCGAUUCCAAAUUAGAAGCACCGAUCGGCAUACUGGUGCUGGACCAUGGUCAUCGGUGUACGUGUUCCGUACCGCCCUCAGUCCACCUCCUGCGGUCAAAGGGCCGCCUACUGCUACACCAAGUGGUGAUGGAUACUAUCAACUUGAAUGGUCAUCAGUUAUUACGAAACCGAACACAAAGAAAUGUUUCUAUCGUUUGCAAGCCGUGGAUUGUUCGAUCGAUAAUGCGAAGUGGAUGACGGUUUAUGAAGGUACUCUACCAUCUUGUACGUUACGUCUUUCCGAUUAUCCAUCGGCAGUGCAAGCUCGUGUGAUGUGCGUCAGACCGGAAGGAAGUAAUGAGAUCUCAUCUCCGCCUAGCCCAAUUGUGUACAUGGCAAAUCUUCCUUUAGAUAAUGAAGUCCAGCCUGUUCAAGAGAAGAAGGUCGAUACAAUUCCUGUUGUGCGCUGGUGGACCAUGCAGUGUAGUUUGACUACCAUCAUGGUGGUUUUGUUCAUUGUGGUUUCCUUCACGAUGGCACUAUUUUUCGACUCGAUGUUCAAUCUAUACGUGCCGCCGAACGCAGUUGCUAGAGAUGAUACAGUGGAAUCACUCGAUCCUCCACGUACCACUCAUUAG